Messenger RNA from Aegilops tauschii subsp. strangulata, 1828 nucleotides. Its product is annotated as F-box protein At5g46170. Gene Ontology annotation, molecular function: protein binding. The record is from RefSeq and is a predicted model, not a curated record. Lineage: Eukaryota; Viridiplantae; Streptophyta; Magnoliopsida; Poales; Poaceae.
GUCGAGUGGUGCCGAGAGCAGAGCAGAAGCACCCGUUGUUCCUCUGCGACCGCACGAGCCAGAAAAAAACAACUGCCGCCGGGAGGAGAGGAGUGGAGAAAAAUAUCCCCAAUCCAUCGCCUCCGAUAAACCCUAGCCAGCAGCCUCGCCGGAUAGGCGCCGGGAGCCCGCCGAAUCGGAGACCUUGCGGUGCGUCGGAUCGCCGGAGGAGCCGCGCCGCGGUCGGUCGGGCGGGGAAUUGAUUGCGGCGAGUUUUGGGGCUGUUCCCUGGCCUCCCUGGCGCUCGCCGGCGUCGGAUCCGGCGGAGAGGGCGGGUUCUGGGCGGGUCUCGGUCCGAUUUGCUCGCCUGGGCUGAUUGGUCGUCCGCGCGCGGCUGCGGCGCUGGUGGUGACCGGCGGCUGAGCUGUUCCUCUUCCCCUUCCCUUCAGGCGGUCGCGUCGCGUUCGAUUUCGCGGGCCGUUGCUGCCAUUGCGCGAGCCAUCCGAAGAGCCAAGGUCGAGCAGCCUGUUCCUGCCAUUCCCGGCAAUCUCGGUGCCGUUUGUUCCGCUGGGUGGGUGGGCGGGCGGCGCAGAAGGCGUGACCUUCCGGCGGCGCGAUGCUUCCCAAGGCCCGAAUCCACGCGGACCCGGCGCUCGACUUCGAGCUCGACCUCUUCGACUGCCUGCCGGACUCGCUCGUCCUUCUCAUCCUCAACAAGGUGGAGGACGUGCGUUCCCUCGGCCGCUGCUCCGCCGCGUCCAAGCGGCUCAACGGGCUCGUGCCCCACGUCCACGACGUCUGCGUCAAGAUCGACCGCGUCGUGGCGGUCGACGGCGACGGCGAGGACGCCCUCAACCUGACCUCGCCCAAGCCCCGGAACAUCCUCUCCCACUUCCUCAAGCUGAUGCUCUUCACGAUCAUCAAGCCCUUCCACAACGCGCGCGGCCCCAACGGCGCCGGCCGGCCGCUCUUCCCGCAGCUCGCGCACCACUCGCCGGCGCAGGUGCUCCGGAGCUUCACGCACGUGCGGAACCUCCACAUCGAGCUCCCUUCCGGGGAUGUCGGCACCGAGGACGGGGUGCUCCUGAAAUGGCGGGCAGAGUACGGGAGCACGCUUCAGAACUGUGUGAUCCUCGGGGGCACCAGGGUUGACCGCAAGCCUGUUGGCGCAGAGCAUGAGCCGUCUUCGGAGGACAAUGGGAGCAUGCCGGAGUCUUUCUAUACCAAUGGCGGGCUCAAGCUCCGCGUCGUGUGGACGAUCAGCUCCCUCAUCGCGGCAUCGACGAGGCAUUAUCUUCUCCGGUCGAUCAUCAAGGAGCACCCCACACUUGUGAGCUUGGUGCUGACUGAUGCCGAUGGCCAGGGCACGCUGACCAUGGGAGCAGAGCAGCUGAAGGAGUUCAGAGAGAACCAACUGUCGGCCUCGGCAUGCUCCAACAGAACCCAGGUCCCGGCCUGCAACAUGAAGCUGAAAUACGCGCCAUAUCUCGAGCUGCCCGGAGGAAUUGCGCUGCAGGGUGCUACACUGGUUGCUAUCAAGCCCUCCACCGAGGGAAGCAAUGGCGGCCAUGUCAGCCGCAAGGAAACGGACGCAUUCAUCUCUGGAGCAUUUGAUGGGCCAUUCAAAUUCGCCGCGAAGGCGCUGAUGAAGAGGCGCACAUACCUUCUGGAGAUGAAUGGCUUCUAGGAGUUCUUCCUGGGUAUCUGCUUGCUGGUGCAAGCAAAGGGUCGUUUGGCUGCUUUAAACUUUUGGUCUGUGUAAUAGUCUGUGCUUGUUGUCUGGUGUGUUAGCUCUUUGUACAGUGGUGACAUUUGGUUAGCUAUAUGAAAAACAUAUCAAGUUAGUACA